Messenger RNA from Aspergillus ibericus CBS 121593, 1273 nucleotides. RefSeq lists its product as uncharacterized. The record is from RefSeq and is a predicted model, not a curated record. NCBI's taxonomy places the organism in Eukaryota, Fungi, Ascomycota, Eurotiomycetes, Eurotiales, Aspergillaceae. The coding region runs from base 94 to 1185 and encodes 363 amino acids. The transcript has 2 exons.
CGUCGGGAAAAAAAGUUCAACCAUCACCACCGCUACCACCACCACCACUCCUACCACCAUCCACCUCCAACUUACCCACCAAACACUGCCACAAUGCCUCACAAACACAAGCGUCGCCAAAAAGACGCCAACACCUACGACCUCCCACCCACCAUCAUCGCAAAGCCCCUUCCAGUGCGCGAUCCCAAGUCAAAACCCACUACGACCAAAAAGGGCAAACAACAACAGCCCCAAAAACCGCAAUCUGAGACAUCAGCAGCAUCAGCAACUAGCGCAUCCCGCCGAUCCAAAUCAAAUUCCAAACCAAAAUCCACCAACCCCACAGGAUGGGCAGACGAUACUCCCCGGGCCUUUCGCCGGAUGAUGCAAUUCCAGUCCGGUGCGAAGGGGGCGCAGAAGCGGAAGCGGAAUAUUGGUGGUUCCGAGGAUGAGGAGUCUGACUCCGAGGGGGGUAGAACUUCGGGUCAGAAGAAGAAGAAGAGGAAUGCGCCUACACCUACAUCUACGACUAAGAAAAUCGCCAAAGAAGCACAAAAGAAUGUAGAAUCAUCACCAUCAGAAGAAGAAGAGGUUCAAACAACCAAACCACAAAUCAUGCCGGGGGAAAAACUCUCCGACUUCGCGGCGCGCGUGGAUCGCGAAAUGCCCCUCUCCCACAUGAAGCGGAGCACGAAGCCCGCGGCCGCUGAUAUGCCCAAGAUCCGGGAGACACGGGUCACGAAGCACGAGAAGCAUCUCCGACGACUACAGGAGCAGUGGCGGAAGGAUGACAAGGAGAUAUUAGAGCGGGAGGCGGCGGAGCGGGAGGAACGGGAGGAGGAGAUGGAGGAGCAGUUGCGGUUGUGGGAUCAGUGGGAGACGGAGGCGGGGAAGCGGAAGGCGAAGAAGAGUGGCGGGGGAGCGAAGAAGAAGGAGGCGACGGUGGUGAGGGAUGAUCCGGAUCCGUGGGCGAAGUUGAAGCGUGAGCGUAUGAACAAGCAGAUUAGUCCGUUGGAUGUGGUGCAGGCGCCGCCGCAGUUGACGAAGCCGAGGGAGAUUUUCAAGGUGCGUGGGGGAGCCAAGGUGGAUGUGGCGAAUGUGCCGGCGGCGGUGGGGAGUUUGAGACGACGAGAGGAGUUGGCGAGUGAGCGGAGGAAUAUUGUCGAGGAGUAUCGGCGGUUGAUGGCUGAGAAGAGACGGGCGUGAUGGACUACUAAGAUCUAGAUUAUAGAUGGUAUAAUACCCGGGUGAAAGAAACGAAGAUAUUGGGUGGAAAUGCUUUUUAUAUACAAAG